UACAAAAUUUUGUUGACACUUGUUAUGAGUCACUUUGACAUAUUGUGACUUUUUGUCCCAAAUGGUUUAGUUUUGUAUCAUAAUGGAUGUUUUCAAUAAAAUAUACUCCCAGGUGAGUAGUUCUGUUAGUAGUACAGUCUCUCAGCUGUCUGGUGUUUUGCCUGGAAAUCCGGUGACCAGGGAAUUCGACGCAAGCUCACAUAUAGCUUCUGGAGGACCAGGGCUACUAUGGAAGAUUUACAAAGGAACAAAACGUUCUACAAAGCAGGAAGCCUCAAUAUUUGUGUUUGAGAAAAAGCAAUUAGAUAGGUAUAAUAAAAAUGAUAAGGAAAUUGUUCUGGAGGUUUUGAGAAGGGGAGUGCUGCAGUUAACAAAGAUUCGUCAUCCUCAGAUCCUUACAGUGCAGCAUCCACUUGAGGAGAGCAGAGAGAGUUUAGCCUUUGCCACAGAACCUGUAUUUGCAAGUUUAGCAAACAUCCUUGGAGAUACAUAUAACAUGCCCCAAGUGAAUAGUAGCAUGACUGACUACAAAUUCUAUGAUAUUGAAAUCAAGUAUGGUCUGCUCCAAAUUGGUGAAGGCCUUGCAUUCUUGCAUAAUGAUGUUAAACUGCUGCAUAAAAACAUCUCACCUGAAAGUAUUAUGAUCAAUCAGCAAGGGGCAUGGAAGAUUUUUGGCUUUGAUUUCUGUGUACACAACACUAGCCCCCCAAAUGCUGUUCCCUUUUAUCCAUAUGAGGAAUACAGCCCUGUUUUACCUCAAGUGGCUCAACCGAAUUUAGAUUUUAUGGCGCCUGAAUGUAUUCUUACACAAAGUCAUGUCAAUGGAAGUGAUAUAUUCUCUCUUGGAAUGGUUGCAUUCAUGCUCCAUUCACCAAACCAUCAACCAAUAAGUAAAGUGAAGGAUAUCCAACAAUUUCGCGCUAGAAUACAACAAAUGAAGCAACUUAGCCCCAAUAAGCUGCAGUGUGUACCAGAGGCUUUAAGAGAGUAUGUUAAGAUGAUGUUGAAUGUAACACCAGAUGUAAGACCAGACGCUCAUCAAUUUAUUAAAAUACCUUAUUUUGAAGAUGUUGGUGUCAAGACAUUGAACUAUUUGGAUUCCUUGCUGCAAUGGGAUAAUUUACAGAAGUCGCAAUUCUACAAGGGAUUGCCGGAAGCCCUUUCGAAAUUACCGCACAGGGUUUGUCUGCAAAGGGUAUUACCGUGUUUGGUGAGGGAUCUUCAGCAACCUGCAAUGGUACCUUUUGUUUUACCCAGCAUUAUGGAUAUUGCUCAGAAUUGCACGCAGCAAUCGUAUAUUAAAUGCGUGUUGCCAUAUUUGAAAGCCGUAAUGAAACUGACCGAGCCCGUUCAGAUCCUGUUGAUCUUCCUGCAGCGAAUGGAGUUGCUUCUGAAGCAGACGCCAGCGGAAGAUGUGCAGCAACAUGUUUUACCUAUGUUAUAUAGAGGUUUGGAUUCGGAGACUCCGAAGAUACACGAGUUAUGUUUGACGGUGUUACCGACGUUCGCUGGGCUCCUGGAUCACGCUAAUGUUAAAAACAGUUUGCUGCCUAGGAUCAAGAAACUAUGCUUAGGUACCGGGAACCUUUCAGUGCGUGUUAAUUGUUUACUGUGUAUAGGGAGGAUUUUGGAAAACCUUGACAAGUGGUUGGUUCUUGACGAAAUUUUACCAUUCCUCCCGCAAAUUCCAUCGAGAGAACCAGCUGUUCUCAUGGGUAUAUUGGGAAUUUACAAGCUGGCGCUGAACCACAAGAAAUUAGGUAUAAGCAAGGAAAUAAUAGCUACUCGAAUCCUGCCGUUCCUCAUGCCGCUGUGCAUAGAGAACGGCUUAAGCCUGGCUCAGUUCAAUGCGCUUGUUGCGUUGGUUAAGCAGAUGUUCCAGAUGGUCGAAUCCGAGCACAGGGUUAAACUGGAACAGCUGAACACUGUGCAGCAGGAACGUAAAGCGCUGGAGUCAACGAUGCCUCAAGUAAAUCCGCAAGUUAACAUGGAUCUGAAUCAGGCCUUCAGCGGUUUAGGUUUGGAUAAUUUCGCCGGCGGUUCGAUGAGUUUGCAAGAGAAGAAAAGUUUGGUACAGCAGCAGAACAGCAUGAAAUUACUGCAAGAGCAGGCGCCUUUGGAACCUAAAAUUCCAAAGCCACAACUGCAACAGCAGCAACAACAGAACAUCAUCAAAGAUCUCUCUGCAGAUUUACGGAUGAGCAACAGUUUCAUACCGCAAAUAGCCUCUCCGCCUCAGCAGCAGCCCAAACCCAUGCAAUCUCAGCCGUUCAGUUUAAACACGAGCAUGAAUGCUAUGCCCAAACCAGCAGCGUUCAACAACCAGAAUUUCAAUAGCAAUUCCUUUGGCAGUUUAGGCAUGAACAUGAGCAACCCGACUGCAACGAAUCACAACUGGAACAACAACGCCAACUACACCGGCUGGUCGAAUACCAAUACCAAUAAUUCGAACAACAAGAACUGGAGUGCCCUGGAUAGUUUAAUACCUGCAUCGUCGAACAGCAAGACCAGCAUGAACCAAAUGAUGUUGCAGAGUCCGCAGGAUUCUAACAAGACGAAGAACGCGCUCUCCCCGGACGAAAUCAUGGACCUGCUGAGUUGAAUCUUCAUUUAAUGACGACUGAUUUUAAAUUUAUAUUUUGUUAUUUUAUCUUGUAAGCUUAAUUAUGUGAAGUCACUUUGCAUUAUUCCUUUUACGAUGGUGAUAAUUUAUUAAUGUUACAGUGCAUUAUUUUUUUUUUGUUAAUAUGUUUUGUUAUAUAUAGUUUGUUUUCAAAAUGCUUUUAUGAAACGAAUUUCUAUAUUAGGCAGUAUUAAAUUAUUUUACAAUUUAUUUAGUGCGACUGACGCAGGACGAGAACGAUUUGGAUAAAUUUUAACAAAAUAAACAACACUUUAUUACAACA
Molecule: messenger RNA, 2906 nt
Organism: Nicrophorus vespilloides
Lineage: Eukaryota; Metazoa; Arthropoda; Insecta; Coleoptera; Silphidae
Product: SCY1-like protein 2
Exons: 3
Coding region: 83-2602 (839 amino acids)
Biological process (GO): protein phosphorylation
Molecular function (GO): protein kinase activity; ATP binding
Source: RefSeq, a predicted model, not a curated record